Molecule: messenger RNA, 3599 nt
Organism: Apis florea (little honeybee)
Lineage: Eukaryota; Metazoa; Arthropoda; Insecta; Hymenoptera; Apidae
Product: zinc finger and BTB domain-containing protein 6-like
Biological process (GO): regulation of transcription by RNA polymerase II
Cellular component (GO): nucleus
Molecular function (GO): DNA binding; protein binding
Source: RefSeq, a predicted model, not a curated record
GUCCCACGCAUCGCGCGUGGUUUCUGUAGGAAGUUGAGUUCUUUCCGCGCAUCUUACGCGUUUUCCUGAAGGAAAAUGGCUACCAGCUGUCAUUUAAUCGAAAAGUGUAACUUGUAAAGUUAAUAUAGGAUUGUGUGAAAAAUUAUUUAACGUGUAUAAGAUUGCUUGGCGUGAUGCAAUUACAUAACAUUGAAAUCGUUUAGUUGAUCGACGCCACUUUUCAUCUCUAUGCAGAACCCGUGAAACUUCUACAGUGCCAUGAAAUUUUAUUCCAAUUUACUGUUUACAGUUUUUAUUUUUUGCGAAACAUAUCAGGACUAACAAGUCAGCGCUAUUUCUCCAUUUUAUAAAUAAUUUAAUCAUUUCAGUAAUCAUUUUACAAUUAUUACUGAAAAUUUAACCGCGCUAUAAAAGAUUACAAAUUUUUUGAUCUUACUUACAUUAUUAUUUUUGGAGCAUAUUAAUUAAAAAUACGGAAAUCAGCAUGGGUUCGAGUCAACAAUUUUCUCUUAGGUGGAAUAAUUAUUUAAAACAUAUUACUUGUGCUUUUGAUACAUUAAGAACAGAAGAAGAUCUUGUUGAUGUAACUUUAAGCUGUGAGGGGAAAAGAAUAAGAGCACACAAAAUGCUUUUAUCUGCAUGUAGUACAUAUUUCAGAGAUUUAUUUAAGGAAAAUCCAUGUCAACAUCCUGUUAUAAUAUUUCGUAAUGUAAAAUUUGAUGAUUUGGCUGCAUUAGUUGAUUUUAUGUAUCAAGGUGAAGUAAAUGUGGUUCAAGAACAAUUAGCUAGUUUUUUAACAACUGCUGAAUUACUUGCUGUUCAGGGUCUUACAGAUGGUACAGGAAAAGAUAAUGAUAGUUUAGUAGAGGAUGACAUAGAAAUUCCUAAUGAACCUGAAAUUCAACUUCAAAAUGCUUCUAGUAAGACUGCAACGGAUAAGAGAAAUAAAUCACCUUCAUCUCCAAUGCCUUAUCACGCUGUCGAUUUACAACCUGAUGCUCCGCCGAGUAAAAGACGAAAAUGUAGAGAAAAUGCAAAUACAAAUGCAGAUAAGACUAUAAGUAAUGCUUUAUCUGCAAAAGAUUCUGAAAAUAAGACUUCAGAAAAUCAAUCAACAACUGGUUCAGAUCCUGUUGAAAUAAUUCCUCUAAUGCCAAAUUUAAAGUUGGAAAUGCCUGAAUAUCUAGUACAAGAUGGAAGUAGCUGUAGUUACGAAGAACAGAGUUUGGGAGACAGUUCGCUAAAUAAAAUUGGUAUAGAAGAUACAUCAUCUAAUACUCCUGAUCAUGAUCAGAAGCCUGAUAUCACUCAAACAUUUUACUCAAGUAACCAAUCUACUUCAGAUAGCUUGGAUCUUAAACAUCAAACAGCUGAUGUUGGACACUUGCUUUCAAAACCUAGUACUUCUGGGGAAAGAUUAACGCAAGAAGCAGUACAGGGGGGGGUGGGACGCAAUCGGAAGCAUGUUGGCGAUACAACUGGUCAAGUGGUGAUGCAGGGUCCAGGGCGUUUUUCGUGCAGACUCUGCGGAAGCGUUUACAAGCACCUUGCUUCGCUGACCCAGCACCUCGAAGUGCAUCGCAACCAGACUACCUGCAUUCUCUGCCAUACCACUCUCAGUCGUAGAACCGACCUGCGACGUCACAUGCGUUUGAAACAUAACAUGCAAUGGCAAAAAACGAUCCAGAAGCAGCGCAGCUCGAAAAACGAAUUGGACUCGUAAAAACAUUUCUUUCGAACGCGUACGGGCAUUGCUUCUCGCUCCGCCCUCGUCCCCCACCUCUCCCCGCCUCGCCUUCCCCCACCAUCCACCGUGGCCGCUCUCUCCUUUCUUUACUUUCCUUCUUUCUCGUUUCCCUCGAUUCAAAAGUAUUUAUAUUUUCUUUUCUUUCUCCACGCGCUAGCACUGAAUAAAUAAAUUAAUUAUCGAAACAAUAACGCGAUAUAAUAUUAUAAUAUGUUCGCGCACAAGUUCAAGUGAUGUUAGUAGAGUCGAGAAAUCGAAAACUGCUUUUUUCUUUUUCUUUUUUUUUUUCAAAUUCGACGUCGUUCUCACGAUUAGGUGGUGUAUAAUAAGCGUGGAAAAAAAAAAAAAAUUUGAGGACAGUAACAUGAGACUCGACAAUUUGUAUUUAUCGUUGUUGUUGUUUUUUUUUUUUAAAUCCCGAUCUCAUUUUUUUUUUUUUUUCUUAAAACUCGGAAAAUUCGACAAAUUAGGGGACGCACGUCUCUCUCUGUUCGAAUAAGGAAAAAACUAAGAAACGAUUCGAACGAUUCGAUCCUGAUUUUUCGUUAAGCUUUUGUCCUUUAUCCUUUAUUAUAUUUGUGAUACGCGUGAUUUUUUUUUUUAGCAAGUCGCGCAUGCUCUCGCUUUCGUUUCUCAUCGCUACGCUUUCAGUGUAAAGUGAUAAGAAAUCGAAAGAUUUUAUUCCAAUUUGUAAUCCUGUUAACGCGUCUCUAAUAAGAAUUCUAGUCAAUGUACAGUACAGUUACUUUUUUUUUUUUUUUUUAUUAUAUAAGUGAUCGUUAACACGUUUCUUUCUCUUUAAUCGUAUACUCGCUUAUAUAUAUCGAUUUUAUAAUCGAUGUAAUGGUUCCGCAUGGAGAUCUGUGUUACGCGCACCGGUUAUUACUGUUAUAUGCGCGAAAAAUGCUUCGAUAACUAUCGCGUUCGAGGGGGAAAAAUUACGAGAUCGAUCGAUAAUAAUCGACGACGUGACCGAGCGAUGGUUAUCGAUGGAGUGCGUACGAAUCUUUUUUGCAGUUUUGAAUAUAAUGCACAACGGGUAAUAGAAUUGAUGAAAUAUUAUUAUUAAAAAAUAUCCAUAUCGCACGAAUAUUAGAAGAAAUUAUGAGGGACGAUUUCGAUGCGAGUAACACGACGACGAUAAAAUGAAAUGAAAAUGUACGCGCAAGAGAUGGCGUUCUUCCCAUCCUCGAGAUACUCGUAGCUAAAUUGUUCCGAAUAACAACUUUCGUAUAGUGUUACACUGACUCUGUUUACACGUCUCGUUGCUCGCGUGCUCGACGAUUUUUCUUUGCGAUAAAGAUGAACUUAGCUACUACUACUGAAAGGAGCGCAUAGACACAGUGCCUUACACACAAUUUAUCUAGUUUUACAUUUUACAUACAUACAUAUUAUAACUUUCCAGAUGUUUACCACAGUUGAACGCGUAUAAGAGAAUAUAAGAGAACUGAAAGAGUUUUAUUCUUUUCACUUGUGGCUUCGUGUAAACAUUGUCUCUGUAUAAAGAAACGACAAAAUCUUCUUCGUUCGUACCUUCUUAUAUAUAAAACCUUAUAUAUACAUAUACACGACAAGAAUGUAAUUUUCGAUCGAUCGAUACGGUCCGGAAACUAAUUGUAUUUUUUAACCUGUUCUUUCUCAUUCUUGUAUUCGUUACUUUUUUUCUUCUCUUUUUUCGCGAUUUCACGAGUCUCGAAAGUGUCGCGUUACCGUUCAAAAAUUCGAAGACCUUUGCCGAGUAUUUAAGUUUCGCGUGUCGCUUCAUCCCAAAACGUCUUGGAAAAAAUUCUAUUUAUUCUCCCGAUAUCGAUAGAUCAUAUCUGUAUCACGAAAUUCUUAGGAAUAGUUACGA